Messenger RNA from Paramuricea clavata, 5531 nucleotides. The record is from the annotation of a GenBank genome assembly. NCBI's taxonomy places the organism in Eukaryota, Metazoa, Cnidaria, Anthozoa, Malacalcyonacea, Plexauridae.
AUGAAACUCCAGAUUGGAGCUUCGUUCAUUAUAUGGACUCUGUGUCUUAUUUGGCCUGGCAAAGGUAAUUCAAAAGUUAUGCCAUAGACAAUAAUACUUGAAUUUCUAACACGAUUUCUCUAACAGCCAUGCACGCGCGCGUAUACAGACUAUAAAAUGACUAUAUAAUAUAAGACUGGAUGAAUUUAAUUUGUGUUAUUAGUUUUAAGUUAUCAUUUUCAACAUUAUUAUAUUACAACAACCUUAUUCCAAAGGACAGGUAGGGAAUAGACACCCAGCCCUGAGGACGAGGCUGAUAUUCCACCAAGGUUAGAUAGCCAAACGCAUGCUUUGAGAGAAAUUAGUGAUUAAAUGACCCCGCAAACCGAGGGAGGUGCGUAGGAGGGAGAAAAAAUUCGCCACGAAAAAGUUGGAUCAGUUCCUACUUUUUACCGUUCGCGCGAACAAAUUCGCCUGGCGGAAAAUGCAUGCAUGCGCUUAGUGUCAAAUAAUAUGUCUUUGUUUGAAAUAACUUAUUCAUGCAUUUAUAUUAUUGUUACAAGAGCCUCUUGUGAUAGAAGUGUACAAAUAUGCAUGCACUACAUUGCAAUCUAUCAGUCUCUUCUGUACGCACGGAGGCGUUUGUAACUUGUUCAUUGUUGUAUUGAUUCUUGCAGCCGGAAUACACUGCCCCUUUGGCAAACGCAAGAUAACAACUGAACACACGCGUGUUAAGAGAGUAAUUGGUGGAUCGCAAGCCAUCCCUAAUUCCUGGCCAUGGAUAGUGAACUUCAUAGAUCACAAAAAUCUCCAACAGUGUGCUGGUUCUAUCAUCGAUCGUGAAUGGAUUUUAACAGCAGCACAUUGUUUCUUGUUCAAUUCAAAACCUGCUCCACUUUUCAACAACUACACCAUUCAUCUUGCUGAUCAUAAUUUGAGCUUCACAGAUCCUCAAGAAUAUGAAAUUGAGGCAUCGAAAGUUUAUAUUCAUCCAAAGUAUGUUAUAGGUGAUUCGGUAUCUCCCGGCGAUUAUGAUGUAGCUUUGAUGAAACUCUCGCAACCGCUUAACUACACUGAUUAUGUUCAACCUAUCUGUGUGGGAAUAAGGGAAGAUACUUUCAGUGAAAAUGAUACUUGUGUUUUGAUUGGUUGGGGUAACAAUAAAAAUGUAUCAACGUAUCAUCGUUCACCAUUUUUAAAAGAAGUCGAGCUUGAUUUGGUCAGUCUUGAGGAAUGCAACAGUAAUACUUCAUAUAAAGGCGAAGUAUCAGACAGAUUUCUCUGUGCUGGUCGUAAAGAAGGUGGUAUCGAUGGAUGUUAUGGUGAUAGUGGGGGACCUUACCAGUGUAAACGUAAUAAUACAUGGAUACAACUAGGAAUCAUGAUUUGGGGUAAAGGUUGUGCUGAACCAAACCAUUAUGGCGUGUACACUGAUGUCAGAGUUCUUCAACCAUUCAUUGAGUCAAUACAAGCAGGUAAAGUGAACAUUUCGUAGGAGUUUAUUUUUUAUUAUUAUUAUUAUUAAAACAUUGUUUGGAUACGCGGGACUAUUUCACAAUAAUAGUAACUGUUUACAAAGAAGGCAUAAAAAUAAUAAUAGUUAUCUUCCAAUAGGCCGUAUGUAUAAAAAUAUUUAAGGAAAUUUAGGCCUAAAUACAAUAUAUAAGUAAAUUAUAGUGAUAAAUUUGUCACACCUGUAUGAUCGAUCCCAAAAGUUCCAGAACUAUACCCUCCAAUUUAAAUUAAGUUUAUAUUAUUUUUAAAGGAGUUAACAGUUUCAGAACUCUUGAGAUCAGAGGGUAAAUUAUUCCAAGCCACCGCACCCCUGUAGCUAAAUGAUUUUUUCUUGAAAUUAGCGUUUGGUUUUGGCGGGAGAUAGUUGAAUUGCAUUUGUCUCGCAAUUCUUCAAUAAACUGUUGAGGUUUUGUUCCACACCAGUACCAGGGCGCACUUAUGCUAUAAUGAUAAUGCAGGAUAUUAAUCAGGCAAGGUAGAAAAACCUGCAGUACAGGAAACCUGAACAUAUAGGCCAUAACCACCUGCUAUCCCCUACAAAAUUUACCUUUGCGAAUGCAAAUUAUGACUCGUUGUUUGUAUCUGCAUAUAUUUAUUAAAGUGUAUAUGACAUGAAAUUUCUUAUUUCUUAAAUGAAAGAAUUCUUUAAAGCUGUAGUGUAACUUAUUUUUCAGUUUCUUGUUUUUUAUGGUUUGUUACCGAGAUAUUUCAAUUUGUUUGAUAUGUAAAUGAGUGUGAAUAUGUCCGCUAAUUUAUGACGUCACGUUGGUUGCAAGCUCAACUUACAAUGCCGGUUAUUUAUCUAUAUUAACUCUAAAAACUGUAGAUAUCAGUUCACGUUUUUCUCCAGUGUUUCAUCACAUUUGCCAGUGAGUGAAGUUUGAAAUUAUUAUCUUGGAUGAAUAGCAGUGAUAGUCAACCAUUUUGAGGAGCUUGCAACCAACAUGACGUCAUAAAUUAGCGGACAUAUUCACACUCAUUUACAUAUCAAAUAAAUUGAAAUAACUCGGGAACAAACCAUAAAAAUAAGAAGCUGAAAAAUAAGUUACACUACAGCUUAAAGAGUUCUUUCAUUCAAGAAAAUAAGAAAUUUGAUAUCAUAUAAACUUUGGAAUAAACAUUACCGGGUAAGAUUAAGGUGUUUUUAUUAGGUCUAAAGCCACUCGCGCUGCGCGCUCGGGUCUUUAAACCUAAUAAAACACUCCUGCUCAUUUAUUAAACAGUACGUAUAUCAAUACGGAAAAAUGUUUUAUAUUUUAUUAUAAUAUAUAGCACAAAGAAGUAUAAUUGACAUGAGUUAUAUCAACACGGUUCUUAGGUCUGUUUUAUACGUCGAAUUUUGGUCGCGUCGAAUGCAAUUAAGACAAUAGAUAAUGAGAUGAUAAACCUCAUUAAGCUUCAUUAUCUGUUGUUUGAAUUGCAUUCGACGCGACUGAAAUUCGACGUAUAAAACAGGCCUUAGCCAAUCAGCGUUCAGAAUUUGCAAAUGCUAUAUUAUAAAUAUAAUUAAAAAUUUAUUAAUGAUAAUAAUUCAUGAGGGAAAUACAAAAGAAAUCACUGCCGUGUCGCUGGUUUUAUAGAUGUGAUAAAAAAUCAUGUCAUUUACAUAAACUUUAGCUUCGAUUUUCUCGGCUUAAGGCGGUUUUCCAGUCCUCGCACGAAGCUCCUCGCAGCUCGCUGCGAGUGCUUGCAUCUAAUUAAAAUUAACGGUUUAGCAUUGUGAUUGGAUGAAAGUGCUCAUGCAUCACUUGUAGUGAGCUGCGAGGAGCUUCGUGCGAGGAUUGGAAAUCCGCCUUUAGACAACGUUCAGUUUUAAAAUUACUUCGCCAUGAACUCAUCAGAUGGGUCGUUUAAGCCAUUUAAAACAUUCGCGGUCCGUGCUUUAUCUGAUAACGCACUCCUGCUUGUGUUUUAAAUAGUACUUAUAUACAUGUAGAUUAUAUAAUUAUCACUUAUUUACUGAGACCGAGGGAAACAGCGUGUUUUGUGGACCCGAGACCGCCGUUGUUGCCCGAGGCGAAGCCGAGGGCAACAACGGCGGUCGAGGGGCCACAAAACACACUGCUUUCCCGAGGUCUUAGUAAACAAGUGUUUUGUUAUAUAGUAUAUAAGUGUCAAAGUAGGAAUAAUUUACCGGUUAUUGGAGUAAUCUUAAUUUGAAACCAAAACUGGAUAAAUGUACCCUGGAUCAGGGGGAUUCCUGUUUAUCUGAAGCUGUAGCCUGCACUCAGGCGGUGCUGGCCAAAUUGGAAACCUCUGAACCCAGGGUAGGAUAAAUGGAACGCCGUAAAUGUUUAGUAAAAAGUUUUAAAAAUGAACUUUGGAACUUCAUGGUUGACACGCAUGUGUAUUGCACCCAUUUUAUUAUUGACCGGUCAAUAAAUGUUUGAUUGCGGACCGGUUGCCGAACAUGACGUUUUGUGGACCGGCACGUGACACGGUUUUGACCAAUCGGCAAACAGAAAAAUUAAACUUUGACACUAACUAUAUAACAACAUGAUAUAUCAAUGAAAAUUUGACUUUUCCAUUAUAGGUCCUAACUCCAACUUAACGUCGUACUACAUGAAAACGUUGGGAGACGUACGACCAGAUGUGGGAAGAAGACCUUUAAGUAACCUUCACGAGUUGUUGACAAACGAAAGCGAGUUUUCUGAUAUUGACCUAGUCCGAAAUUUUCAGUUGCUUCCAUAUCAAAUCAAACUACUCAACAAAACGACGUUAAUGGAUCUUAUAUUUGUUAGUUCGAAGGAGAAUUUAACUGCGAAUUCCACUACAUUAGCAUACAUUACUGAAAGUCUUGUUCCGCAAGUUGAGAGGCUGUAUGUUCACUAUCGGAGUAAAGAAGUAAGCAAAGAAUUUAACAUCACAUUUGAAGAAAUCUACAAAUCAGCUAACUUAACCAAAGACGGAUUCCUAAGUUCCAAAUUUAGCGUGAUUGAAAAUAUUAGGAAACAAAUAUAUAUUAAAAGAUAUGUUAACAAUCUUCAAAUGUACAGAGAUACAUUAAUGACCUACAGAUCCGGUUUGAGCGUUAUGUUCAACAUUUCCCUAAUUGAAAAAGAUCUGAAUAAACCGGCAGAUGAAUUGGAAAACCUUGACAAUAAAUCACUGAAGCAGAUUCUUGUGAAACACAAUCAACAGUUGUUUACAAAUAUGUUAAGUAUCCGUAAUAUAUCAUCUUUCUUUGAAAUAAGUUUGGAAAAGUUGAAAAAUAUGACUGUUGGCAACAUACUAACUGAAUAUCUCAAUAUUAAACUUACUACAUUUGCAUCAUUACAUGACCUAACAGGUAGAGAAAUUGAUGUUGUAAAAAUAAAGAAAAUCUCAACUGUUCCAUAUCCAGAUGAUCAAAAUCUUUAUGGUUUGGUGAUGAAAAUUCUUGAAGCUCAUGGUAAGUAUUAUUUAUGUCACUUUAUUAUUUGUCUGGUUCAAUUAAAAAUAUUCUGUUUCCGUGGUUCAGUUGGAGAUACCCUGGUUCCAGAGGCUCUUUGCGAGGCGAAAUAAACGAAAGGCGAGAACGAAGAGCCACUGGUCACAUCGGUUGCAAAUCCCACUUCCACACUUGAUUAGGUUCAGAAUUUGAAUCUCGCAUGUGAUUGGCCAUUGGUAAAAAUAUGUCAAACCGGUUUGGGAAAACAACAUUACUGUAAGCUAAUUAUAGCUAUAAUUAGCUUGUUUAUUUCCCAAACCGGUUUGACAUAUUUUUACAAAUGGCCAAUCACAUGCGAGAUUCAAAUUCUGAACCUAAUCAAGUGUGGAAGUGGGAUUUGCAACUGAUGUGACCAGAGGCUCUCCGUUCUCGCCUCUUGCUUAUUUCGCCUCGCAAAGAGCCUCUGGAACCAGGGUAAGAGAUUGAAAUCAAUUUAACAUUUCGAGCUUUAUCAAAUAAAACUAAAUGCAAUUAUUGUUCUGUAACUGAAAAAAUUCCAAGCCUGGAUCUUCAUCAGUGCAAAUUAUUUCUCUCUCUGUUAGAAAAAGCCAACUUGAUUCGUUACUCAAGUGAUGUUCUUUUGCUACGGAACGUUAACGGCCAAUGA